Acanthamoeba castellanii str. Neff is the source of this 300-nucleotide messenger RNA. RefSeq lists its product as uncharacterized. The transcript has a single exon. Lineage: Eukaryota; Discosea; Longamoebia; Acanthamoebidae. The record is from RefSeq and is a predicted model, not a curated record. The annotation marks the transcript as partial.
AUGAAGGAGGAGGAGGAGAGGAAGCUUGAAUCACCUGCUGUCGAGGUCGUAGGGUUGCCUGUGGGUCACGAUAGCCACAAUGUUCUGCUCGACCAUGCCCAGCAGCUAAUGAUGGUGCCACUAGCCUCCCUCCAGGCAGAUUUCCUUGAGGAGGUUGGUGGCUUCCUCCAUCAGAGAGCUGUGCGGCGAUACAGCACUCCUGGCCCAUGGCGCAUCUCCGUGCCCAUUUCUCCGUUCUUGGCGCGGGCCACAUUUGGAUCAACGACUGAAAUAUGUCUUGAUACGAACGAUUCGGUGGCC